Gloeophyllum trabeum ATCC 11539 is the source of this 678-nucleotide messenger RNA. RefSeq lists its product as uncharacterized. Bases 1 to 678 code for a protein of 225 amino acids. NCBI's taxonomy places the organism in Eukaryota, Fungi, Basidiomycota, Agaricomycetes, Gloeophyllales, Gloeophyllaceae. The record is from RefSeq and is a predicted model, not a curated record. The transcript has 4 exons.
AUGUCCAUGAUCUGGGAACCGGAAGGCCGCCAACGGCCUACGAUAGAAUCGGGCGUCCGUCUUACCGGGACAUCCUGUGCCACCGCGGAGAAACCACAUCAGGACAGUCCAAACCCAAGGCAGUUGAUUGACGCGGUGGACGCCUUGUUUGUGGAUGCCCAGAUCCCGCCUUUCUCUGCGGCUUCAAUGUUGCAAAACGUGCACAUCUGGAUCAAAGGGCGAGGCAUGGGGAGUCAUAUGCCACGAUGCGGUGCAUUAUCGAACGGCAGGCAGAUGGUGCAGCUACGGAACUCAAGCCGUAAUCCAGUAGCAAGCCCGGCCGAGCAGAUCCGCCGACAAUUCCAAACGUACAUCAGUGUAUUUCUGACCAAUACACGCACACAGCUGUCGAGUGCAGAUGGUACUGCGACUGCCAUUGGUGACGAAAUACUAUGGGACCGCCACAAUACGCCUAAUUUUAUGCGAUCGGCGUUCUGGCACUAUUGGCGGAUGUGCAAGGUAACCCAACCGCCGAUGGGUUCUGACAAGUUUAUGCCGCGGGUUCCCGCUGUCCAAAGCGUGCGGAAGCUGCCGUCUUGGCCGGGCGCCGUCGGUGUCAGAUGUGAACAAUACCACGGGAUCACCAGGGUAGCUCACGGCUGCGGCACGACAAAACGCGAUAUGGUACCCUGUAGCUAA